AGGAAGUGCUUGAAAGGAGGAUGUGUGGAGGAGGGAGCAGCCUGCCUGGGUGGUUGUGGGACGUGACUCCUCCUCCCGAGCCCUGGACACACUCGCCCUCCACCUCCACCCUUGGGCAUCCAGGAGCUUGUUUCUGAGAUAGCAGAGGUACCCAGAGGGACCCCAGCCCCGCUGCAGUGUUUCCUAGGCCCUGUGGGUGGAACCCCCCAUGGGAGCCCCGGAGACUCGUGCAGUGCGGGCUCUGUGUUCACCGGAGUCCUGAGGAGGUGCCUGCAGUUGCCAGUGCCCAUUCCAGGAGGCCUUCAAGGAGCCGGCUGCUGGCAUGGGUGCUCUGGCUGCAGGCCUGGCGGGUGGCAGCCCCGUGCCCAGGCGCCUGUGUAUGCUACAAUGAGCCCAAGGUGACAACAAGCUGCCCCCAGCAGGGCCUUCAGGCUGUGCCCGCGGGCAUCCCUGCCUCCAGCCAGCGCAUCUUCCUGCAUGGCAACCGCAUCUCACAUGUGCCAGCUGCCAGCUUCCGCGCCUGCCGCAACCUCACCAUCCUGUGGCUGCACUCGAAUGUGCUGGCCCGAAUUGACGCGGCCGCCUUCACUGGCCUGGCCCUCCUGGAGCAGCUGGACCUCAGCGACAAUGCACAGCUCCGGUCUGUGGACCCUGCCACCUUCCACGGCCUGGGCCGCCUGCACACGCUGCACCUGGACCGCUGCGGCCUGCAGGAGCUGGGUCCGGGCCUGUUCCGUGGCCUGGCUGCCCUGCAGUACCUCUACCUGCAGGACAACGCGCUGCAGGCGCUGCCUGAUGACACCUUCCGCGACCUGGGCAACCUCACACACCUCUUCCUGCACGGCAACCGCAUCUCCAGCGUGCCCGAGCGCGCCUUCCGCGGCCUGUACAGCCUCGACCGUCUCCUGCUGCACCAGAACCGCGUGGCCCACGUGCAUCCGCAUGCCUUUCGUGACCUUGGCCGCCUCAUGACACUCUAUCUGUUUGCCAACAAUCUAUCAGCGCUGCCCACCGAGGCCCUGGCGCCCCUGCGUGCCCUGCAGUACCUGAGGCUCAACGACAACCCCUGGGUGUGUGACUGCCGGGCACGCCCGCUCUGGGCCUGGCUGCAGAAGUUCCGCGGCUCCUCCUCCGAGGUGCCCUGCAGCCUCCCACAUCACCUGGCUGGUCGUGACCUGAAACGCCUAGCUGCCAAUGACCUGCAGGGCUGCGCUGUGGCCAUCGGCCCUUACCAUCCCAUCUGGACUGGCAGGGCCACCGACGAGGAGCUGCUGGGGCUUCCCAAGUGCUGCCAACCAGACGCCGCCGACAAGGCCUCGGUGCUGGAGCCUGGGAGACCGGCUUCGGCAGGCAAUGCACUGAAGGGACGCGUGCCGCCUGGUGACAGCCCCCCAGGCAACGGCUCUGGCCCACGGCACAUCAACGACUCCCCCUUUGGGACUCUGCCUGGCUCUGCUGAGCCCCCGCUCAACGCAGUGCGGCCCGAGGGCUCUGAGCCACCAGGGUUCCCAACCUCAGGCCCUCGCCGGAGGCCAGGCUGUUCCCGCAAGAACCGCACCCGCAGCCACUGCCGUCUGGGCCAGGCAGGCACCGGGGGUGGCGGGACUGGUGACUCAGAGGGCUCAGGUGCCCUGCCCAGCCUCGCCUGCAGCCUCGCCCCCUUGGGCCUGGCACUGGUGCUCUGGACAGUGCUGGGGCCCUGCUGACCCCCAGCGGACACGAGAGCGUACUCAGCAGCCAGGUGUUUGUACAUACGGGGUCUCUCUCCACGCCGCCAGCCAGCCGGGCAGCCGACCCGUGGGGCAGGCCAGGCCAGGCCCUCCCUGACGGACGCCUCCCGCCCACCACCCCCAUCUCCACCCCAUCAUGUUUACAGGGUUUGGCGGCAGCGUUUGUUCCAGAACGCCGCCUCCCACCCAGAUCGCGGUAUAUAGAGAUAUGCAUUUUAUUUUACUUGUGUAAAAAUAUCGGACGACGUGGAAUAAAGAGCUCUUUUCUUAA
Messenger RNA from Rhinopithecus roxellana (golden snub-nosed monkey), 2001 nucleotides. RefSeq names its product reticulon 4 receptor (gene RTN4R). Bases 969 to 1706 code for a protein of 245 amino acids. Gene Ontology annotation, cellular component: plasma membrane. The record is from RefSeq and is a predicted model, not a curated record. NCBI's taxonomy places the organism in Eukaryota, Metazoa, Chordata, Mammalia, Primates, Cercopithecidae. The transcript is spliced from 2 exons.